AUGCCGGGAGCGGAGGAAGCGGACCCGGAGCCCGGCGCCGACCCGCGCCUGCGACUCCUGGGGGCCUACGUGGCCCGGAGCCUGCGGCCGGCCGCCGGCGCCUGGGAGCGCUGCGCGGGCACGGCCGAGGCGGAGCGGCUGCUGCACGCCUUCCUGGGCCGCGAGGAUGAGGGGAGCCCGCAGCCGCUGCUGGUGGUGCGGCCCGGGCCGGGGGGCCUGGCGCUGCGACCCGGGCUGGACGCGGGGCCCGAGGCCGGCCCGCCUCGCGCCAAGGGGCUUUUCUUCCUGCGCACCGGGCCGGAGCCGCCGGGGCCCCGCAGCCUCCGCGGCGCCGUGCUGUGCGGGGACGUGCCCGCCGCCCCUCUGGAGCAUCUGGCCACCCUGUUCUCUCAGGUGGUCCUCCCCGUCCUGGCCAAUGAGAAGAAUCACCGAGGCUGGCCCCACGUGGUAUGUCAAGAUGUCCAGCGGCACGCCCACGGCCUGCAGGGCGACCUCCUGGUUAUCCUGGAGCAGGUCAACGGGAAGACUGUGCUGCCUCUUCCGGCAGGCGCAGACGAAGUGGGGUUUGUGGAUUCGGACAGCGACAGUGCCUUGGAUUGCACAGAGAAGUCAGUCAUCUAUGCCAUUGAGUCUGCUGUAAUCCAGUGGAGCCGCCGGGUCCAGGGGGUGCUCAAGAGAGAGUCUUCCCAGCCCCUCCUACAAGGGGAGAACCCCACCCCUAGGGUGGAGUUGGAGUUCUGGAAGAGCAGGGCUGAAGAUCUGGAACACGUUUACAACCAACUGAGAGCGAUAAAGGCGAGGGGCAUGGCCAGGCUCCUGGACAGAGUCCACAGCAGCUACUUCCCAGCUUUCCAAGCCAUGUGCAGAGAUGUCGUAGCAGCUCUGACAGAGGCGCAGGACAUCCGGACACACCUGAUGCCACUCUCCCGCCACCUGGAGAUCCUCGAGAGCCUGGAGUUUCCGGAGGUGAAACCACGGCUGCGGCCUCUGCUCCACGUGGUGUGUCUGAUCUGGGCCACGUGCGGGUCCUACCGCUCCCCAGGGCGGCUCACGGUGCUGCUCCAGGAAAUCUGCAAUCUCCUCAUCCAGCAGGCUUCUAAUUAUCUCAACCCAGAAGGCCUCCUGAGAAGUGAGGUGGAAGAAAGUCAGAGAAAACUGCAAGUGGCCGUGGACACCUUGAACUUCUUCAAGCAGAUGUUUCAGGACAGAAGAGAGAAUCUCCAUACUUACUUCAAAGAGAACCAGGAAGUCAAGGAGUGGGAUUUCCAGUCUUCCUUGGUCUUUGUGCGACUGGAUGGCUUCCUGGGGAGACUGCUCCUGGUGCAGGUGAGUGUCCUCGUUCACCUCAGGCUCCCAGCUCCAUACAGGGGUGAGCCAUCCAGGGAUCCGAAAUCAGAGUAGGAAAAGGACCAAAGCAGCACGGUGGCCAAUCCUCCAUUGGUUGGAAGAACCCAUAAUAAGAGUCAAUAAACAUCUGGUUUGACAUUUU
Messenger RNA from Herpailurus yagouaroundi (jaguarundi), 1489 nucleotides. Its product is annotated as dynein heavy chain 9, axonemal-like. Gene Ontology annotation, cellular component: axonemal dynein complex. The record is from RefSeq and is a predicted model, not a curated record. Bases 1 to 1401 code for a protein of 466 amino acids. Gene Ontology annotation, molecular function: dynein light intermediate chain binding; dynein intermediate chain binding. NCBI's taxonomy places the organism in Eukaryota, Metazoa, Chordata, Mammalia, Carnivora, Felidae. Gene Ontology annotation, biological process: microtubule-based movement. The transcript is spliced from 6 exons.